Malania oleifera is the source of this 973-nucleotide messenger RNA. RefSeq names its product outer envelope pore protein 21B, chloroplastic-like. The transcript is spliced from 5 exons. Bases 279 to 782 code for a protein of 167 amino acids. Gene Ontology annotation, molecular function: voltage-gated monoatomic anion channel activity. Gene Ontology annotation, biological process: regulation of monoatomic anion transport. NCBI's taxonomy places the organism in Eukaryota, Viridiplantae, Streptophyta, Magnoliopsida, Santalales, Ximeniaceae. The record is from RefSeq and is a predicted model, not a curated record.
GAAUCCUGAUAAAUUUAGGAAGGUUGAUUCGUAGGAAAUAUCGUGCUGUGCAAUGAUGGGGUUUGCGCAAAAAUAUAAGCCGAGGCAAAAAUUGCUGGGCAGAAUUGACCAACACGUGAUUUAUGUAUUUAUUUAUUUUAUCUAUCUUGUGGGGGCGAAUCAUAAUUCAGUGGAAACUAGAAAGCAAGGCGGCGGUCUAGUCGACGGAGUGCAGGAGGAUCCGCCAUAGCUAGGGUUCUUGGGAAUCUUGGCGACCCAUUUAGCAGAGGUGGAUUGAAAUGGAGACUUCUCUUAGAUUCGGCGGGGACUCUAAAACUCUGAGAAUCCAUGCCAAGGAAAAGCUCCCCAUUGAUCCCAAAACUCACUUGGAGGUUCAUGGAGAGUUUGAUAUAGGAGUUGGAGCUCCAAGUUAUUUUUGUGCAGCUAUAAGACACUCCUACCAUGAUCUAUCUGCCAGCCUUGGCAUAGGAUUACAUUAUGAUAAACAUGAGAAGCUCCGGUAUAGUGUACAAGGGAAAAAGGCAUUUGCUGCGUCAAGUGAUGGCUCUUUAAAUUUUAAUAUCAAAGGGCGAUGUGAUGUUGACAAAGAACUAAGAGAGAAAAAAUCUAGAGGGGCAGCUGAAUUGAGUUGGAGCGUACUCAAUUUUCAGGAGGACCAAGAUGUGAGGUUCAAACUGGGCUAUGAAUUAUUUGACAAGGUUCCAUACUUUCAGAUUAGAGAAAGUAAUUGGACAUUCAAUGCUGAUGCUAAUGGGAGAUGGAAUUUCAGAUAUCUCUUGUGAGGAAAGUAGACCUUUUUGAUUUAUUUUUAUUUGUUGUGGCAGAGAGAUAUUUAUGUGCUGAAACAGCUCUUUGUUAUUGUAUAUUUGAUGGGCAGCAACUGAGCUGACCCUGAUUAGAUUGCAUUGGUGUUUGUUUAGGUAAUGUUUGGUUUGGAUCUUCAAAAGAGAAAAUGUUUUGUCACCUGUCCUUA